AUGAAACGCGGACAGUCCGAGAUGGCGUCUGUCGAAACGCAGUCUCUGAGCACGAAAAAGGCCAAGCUUGAAAAUGGAAAACCAGCACAGGCAACACCGCCAGUACCACCACCAACCGCAGCGGACCAGGCAAACGGCGAAGAAUGGACCAAGGUGGAGAAACGAAAGAAGAAAAAGGCGUCAAAGAACGAGGGCAAAGUCGAACAGACCACACAACCUCGGUUCAUGUACUCGAACCACGAGAUUGUCAAACGGAGCCAUGCUAUUAACAUCGAUGAUGUCAGAGAUCUCGUGCUGCAUCUUAUCGCGGAUGCACCACCACCAAAUUGGCUACGUAUAGAUAAUGCGAACAUGGUCCAAAAGGUCGUCGCACUGCUCGUGCCAGGACUCACCCCUGAAUUGCUCUCCCUGCCUCCUCUCCCCACCUCGGCGACACAGAACCCUAAUCUACCACUAUCAAUACCCCUUCUGCCGUCGACGGCUGAUACCGCCAGUAUACCCUUCAUUGCCACCACCUUUAGCCACGCGUGCCCAACACGUGCGCCGGGCGACCAGACGCGAAUGCAUAGUGUGCUCAGCACAUUCUUCACAGGGCCUGUUAGCGGCGAGGAAAAGAAGCGGAGGCUUACGCAGAGAGUGCAAUCAGAGCUCAACAAAACGGAUCCGACGCAGUAUCUGCUAACGUUGGAACAGAUGAUCGAAAAUGACUAUCCUAUACCUUCCUAUAUGGCCGACGUGUUUGAGAAACCGACGGGGUGGAUGGAGACGCCCCAGCCUACAGGAAACGAAAAUAAGGAGAAGCAAAAGAUAUACGCCAUCGAUUGCGAGAUGUGCUUGACGGAGGACGGAAAAGAGCUGACGAGAGUCUGUAUUAUUGACUAUAACACCGGCAUCGUCAUCUACGACCAGCUGGUGAAGCCCACAAAGCCAAUCACCGACUACCUCACGCGAUGGUCAGGUAUCACAGCAGAAGCUCUCGGUCCAGUGACAACAACACUGGCCCAAGUUCAAGCACACGUUCUCCGUCUCCUCUCCCCACCUGCCCCCAACCCGUUCUCAUCGUCUACGACAACAGAACCGCCACCCCCUACCCCCAUUCUCCUCGGGCACUCCCUUGAGUCUGACCUGAAAGCCCUCAAAAUCUGCCACCCGCGCUGCAUCGACACCGCACUCAUCUACCACCACCCGCGUGGCCGGCCACUGAAACCGGGCCUUGCCUGGCUCACGAAGAAAUGGUGCGGGCGCGAGAUCCAGACGCGCGGCGAGGGCGGACACGACCCGGAAGAAGACGCGCGGGCGUGCCUCGACCUGCUAAAAAAGAAGAUGGAGAACGGGCCUGGAUACGGCGAGUUCAAAAUCGACUUUGAGUCCAUUUUUGAGCGCAUGGCGCGUUCGACUGCGAAGAACGGCCGCGUGGUGGGUGGGGUGAAGAGCGCGGUGGUGGACCAUGGGAACCCGUCGGUUAUGCAUGGCGCGAAGGCGAAUACGGCGAUUGGGUGCAAGAGUGACGAUGAGAUUUUGGAGGGCCUUUUGAAUGCCAUCCCGUCUCAUCAGUUUGUGUUUGGCCGGUUUAUGGCACUGGCCAAUGCGCUUGGAUGGGUAACGCCCAAGGCUUCAGCGGACGGACCUCUUCCCUCUCCUACCACCGUCGACCCACCUCCUUCAGCAACUGAACUCGCGCCUGUCCUUACACAGCUCAAUAAACAUCUGAAAACUCUGCACGCCAAUCUCCCACCGCGGUCUGCUGUCGUGAUAUUUACUGGUCAUUCAGACCCUCGCCGGAUGUCAAUUCUGAACGCUCGCAAGAACGCGUUCGACACCGCACUCAAGAGUGGUAAGACUCCAGAAGAAAUGCGCCUAGCUGGCUUGACAUGGUCGGCCAGUGAGGGUAGGGAUUUGGAGGAGGCUGUCGAGCUUGCACGGAGAGGUCUGCUUUUCCUUGGGAUAAAACAGUAG
Molecule: messenger RNA, 1956 nt
Organism: Psilocybe cubensis
Lineage: Eukaryota; Fungi; Basidiomycota; Agaricomycetes; Agaricales; Agrocybaceae
Product: putative exonuclease
Exons: 7
Coding region: 1-1956 (651 amino acids)
Cellular component (GO): nucleus
Molecular function (GO): nucleic acid binding; exonuclease activity
Source: RefSeq, a predicted model, not a curated record